Molecule: messenger RNA, 3293 nt
Organism: Colius striatus (speckled mousebird)
Lineage: Eukaryota; Metazoa; Chordata; Aves; Coliiformes; Coliidae
Gene: SEPTIN6
Product: septin 6
Exons: 10
Coding region: 43-1344 (433 amino acids)
Biological process (GO): cytoskeleton-dependent cytokinesis; cilium assembly
Cellular component (GO): septin ring; microtubule cytoskeleton; septin complex
Molecular function (GO): molecular adaptor activity; GTPase activity; GTP binding
Source: RefSeq, a predicted model, not a curated record
GAGCCGCCCGGCCGGGGCGGGCUCUGUGGCGGGCUGGCAGCGAUGGCGGCGGCCGAGGUGGCGCGGCAGGGUGAAGGCUGUCGUACUGUCCCACUUUCUGGACAUGUAGGAUUUGACAGUUUGCCUGACCAGCUGGUUAAUAAGUCAGUUAAUCAUGGGUUUUGUUUCAACAUCCUGUGUGUGGGGGAGACUGGCCUUGGUAAGUCCACCCUCAUGGACACACUUUUCAACACCAAGUUUGAAGGUGACCCUGCAUCUCACUCACAGCCUGGGGUCCAGCUGAAGUCCAGUACAUAUGACCUACAGGAAAGCAAUGUCAACCUCAAACUGACUAUUGUGAGCACAGUGGGCUUUGGGGAUCAGAUCAACAAAGAGGACAGCUAUAAGCCCAUCGUUGAGUUCAUUGAUGCUCAGUUUGAAGCCUACUUGCAAGAAGAACUGAAGAUAAAAAGGGUCUUGCACAACUACCAUGACACCAGGAUCCACGCCUGCUUGUACUUCAUUGCUCCCACGGGCCACUCUCUGAAAUCCCUGGACUUGGUAACAAUGAAGAAGCUUGACAGCAAGGUGAACAUCAUUCCCAUCAUUGCCAAGUCUGAUGCCAUUUCCAAGAGUGAGCUGACCAAAUUUAAGAUUAAAAUCACAAGUGAGCUGGUCAGUAACGGGGUUCAGAUCUACCAGUUCCCAACAGACGACGAGUCAGUGGCAGAGAUAAAUGGAACGAUGAACGCCCAUUUGCCAUUUGCAGUGAUCGGGAGCACGGAGGAGCUGAAAAUAGGAAACAAAAUGAUGAAAGCUCGUCAGUACCCCUGGGGCACAGUGCAAGUGGAGAAUGAAGCUCACUGUGACUUUGUGAAGCUGCGGGAGAUGCUGAUCCGUGUGAACAUGGAAGACCUCCGUGAGCAGACCCACACGCGCCACUAUGAGCUGUACCGGCGGUGUAAGCUGGAGGAGAUGGGUUUCAAGGACACUGAUCCAGACAGCAAACCCUUCAGCUUGCAAGAAACUUAUGAAGCCAAAAGAAAUGAGUUUCUGGGGGAACUGCAGAAAAAGGAAGAGGCAAUGAGACAAAUGUUUGUCCAGAGGGUCAAGGAAAAAGAAGCAGAGCUGAAAGAGGCUGAAAAAGAGCUGCAUGAAAAGUUUGAUCGCCUGAAGAAGUUACAUCAGGAUGAAAAAAAGAAGCUAGAGGAUAAGAAAAAGUCUCUGGAUGAUGAAGUAAAUGCGUUUAAACAAAGGAAGACAGCAGCUGAAUUGCUCCAAUCUCAGGCUCAGCAGGCUGGAGGAUCGCAGACUCUUAAAAGAGAUAAGGAAAGAAAAAAUAACCCAUGGCUCUGUACUGAGUAAUUACCCCUGAAUACAAUGGGCUGGAAUGGACCUUGUUAAAUCGGAGGGUCUAAUAAAACGUGACAGCAUUUCAGCUGUGACCUUUCCAUGGUGUUACCCUUGCUCUCUCCUAUCUCCUCAUUGUGAUUCUGUCUUUACUAUGUGCUGGUGGUUAUUGCUUUUAUUAAACAAUGUACAAUUAGUCCUGGCAAGGUUUUGGAUGCUGCAACUUUAAAUCCUCCUUUUUUUUUCCCUUUUUUUUUCCUUUUUUUCACUGCAAUGAAUGGAUUCCCCUUCCUCCUGCUCCCUCUUCACCCAGAUAAAUAAGGGCUGUGGAAAUAAGUUCUGUGAGUUAUUUUUGCUGGCGAAAUAACAACGCAGUCUAAAUGUAUUUAUUGGUGACGUUAAAAUGACACCACUGCCUUAGUGUGAUUGUCCCGUAGUUGAGAGACACAAAACUCUUUGCUCUUUACACUUGGUGUCAUUUUCAUGACAUCAUCUGUCUUUUAUUAUCAUUAUUAUUAUUAUUAUUUGCUUUUCUUUUUUCUUUUGCUAAUUCCUGCUACCCAGAGACUGGCAUGUAAUCCAUGUUUCCAUUUCAGACUUGCUUGUCAUGACUCUCAUGUUUCAGUCACACUGUCUGUGGGCUGAGUUCUCUGUCUGUGGGUGAAUUCACGUGGCCUCACCCUCCUGAAAGAUCAGGAUGCAUGCUGCCAAGUAGUUUUUAACAAAGGCCCUUCAGAUCCUGGGUUGGGGGAGGAUGAACACACCUCAGACUUAGCCAUGACAGGUGAUGCUGGUUUUGGCACAAGCCACCGCUGAGGAUGGGACUAGAGAGGUGGUCUGGGUUCUGCCAACGCCUCCCCAGCAGUUUCAGCAUACAGCAUUGCUCCGGUUGCUGCUCGAGCCAUAGCCCAGCUCACACGGCGGCCUGGCCCCCCCUUGCCAGCAAUCAAGGCACUUUAAACUCUUGAUUGCAAUUUGUUUUCUCAGAUAUUUUGUUUCACCAUAAACAGUUUUAUUUCCCAUCUUCAACUGCUUUGGUUUGGGGUUUUUUAAGCAAGUUAAAAUGAUUUGAGCAUUGAUUUCUUCCACUGGUGUUAAAUAUCGGCCUGCUCCCAAAACCACUCAGGAUCAGUCUAUGUGAUUUCUAGAUCAUCUGCUCAAAGAUCCAUUUAAUGUGGCUUUUUUUUUGCCAUAUUUCAGCUCAUUAGCUGUCCUUCCUGACCAUUUGCCUCAUUAGAAUGUUAAAGUGAUGUAUUUAAAGCCUUGAAAGAAAAAAAACCCCUUUUUACUUGCAAGACUUCCUCGAAGCCCUUGAGGUACCCCAGGGAGGUUCCCUCUCUCCUCUGUCAGCUGUUUUCGUGUUGCAUCUCUUUUUCCUGCUUUUUCAGUGUCUUUCUCUUUUUUGCUAAUCUUCUUUUUUUUUCUCUUUUUUCCCCUUUUCUCUCUCUGUAGCUUUUUUUAAUCUGUCUUCGCCAGCUGCACUGGGUCUGAGGGAGAAGACUGCCGCUUCUGCAACGAGUUUAUAAGGGUCUGGGGAAGGGGCGGGACAAAGCUUCAGUGUUAGUGUCUUGGAAAGAAGCUCUUUUACUGACUUGCAUGGUCUCUAAAAUUGAAGUGUCUUGUAAUUCGUGUGACAAGACAGGGUUCUACAGGGGAAACCGAUUGUUUGCCUGGAAUUGUGAAGAGCAAGAGUUGUGAUCUUUGGACUAACGAUGUAGCGAAUACAUUUUCAAACAUUGGUAUCUGGGCACAUGUGUUUUUUUUCUAAUUUUGUCUUUAAUAAUAUAAAUGUCACAGGCUUCCACGAGGUGCGAGGCCUAGGGAGUAUUUUCAAUAUGCUGUUGUAUGAUUGGUUUUGGAAACCGUGCAUUUGAAAUCAAAGGAAAUAUAAACAUGGUGCGAUUUGCUCUGUUGGCAGCCACGAAAUAUUUAACAAAAACAAAAAUAAAGUGAGAAGAAGCGUG